GCGGACUCUUUGCUCUCUGAACCCCCCAUUUCUCUUGAGACUGAGUCUGGUGAUGAUGAUUUUACUCACAUUGUUUACUAAUUUGGAAAAUAAUGUAUCCCGAUCUCGAUAUAUUGAAGAAAACGAUAGGUGCUGGUCGAUUACGCGAGGAAAUACCAACAAGGACUUCCUUGACAUUCGGAACUCUUUCGGAAUUUCCAAAUUGUCAUUUAUAGUGGCAGCCAUGUUUUAGCUCUUUAGAAAGAUCAGUUUUGAUAUGUCAGACCAAAAUGACAACGUUUACUAUAUUCUUCUUGCCGAUAAAAUAGGAAAGAAGAAAGAGAGAGGAAUUUUACGAACGACUUCCUCCAAAGUAGACGUUUUACCCGGAACUCUCCUCCUCUUGGUGGAGGAACGAAAUGAUAAACAGAGGAACACCCUCUGGUGGACACUAGAGACUCUAGAACCAGAGAAUAUUGAAAUUGAAUGUCAACCUCCGGACACUGGCCAGCUGAGUAAGACCGAAUUUGCUCUGCUUCAGCCCAUUCCAGUCUGUCAAGAACGCCUGUCCAUUUUCCAGGACCAAGAAUGGCUCAAGGAGGGUGCCCAUCUUCAACUGAAUGACCCUGUCACUGUAGCCGUCAAGGGGCAGCCAUACCUAAAGGGGCUCAUCAAGUACAAAGGGGAGCUGCCAGGCGUCAAAGGGAUUCAGUUUGGAAUAGAGUUAUUAGGGGAGAGCAAAGGCAAGGGCACCUGUGAUGGGGUAUUCCGAAAAAAGCGAUUCUUCACCUGUGAGCAGAACAGUGCAAUUUUUGCCGCCAUUCACAAAGUGCGGAAGGAUCAGGACUCUGUGUAUCGCCGUCAGUAUCCGGACCGUUCCAUUCCGAUCCACGAUGACUUGCCCUUGUAUCGGGAGGAGAGAGAAGUAAUAGAGAACUCAAACCUGAAGGAAAAAGACCGAAUUGUCUGGAUCAGUGACAACGGGCCGGAGUUUGGGGAGGUGAAAUGGGUGGGGAUUCUCCCGGACAGCAAUCGAAGAGACGUCACAGUGGGAGUGGAAUUCGAUAACCCAGUUGGAUCAGGUACAGGGAAGUACAAAAAUCACAGACUAUUUUAUGCUAAAGCUCAGCAUGCAUCUUUAGUACCCAUCAUGGGUUUAAUGAAAGCAGAUGAGUACAUGCAGAUGAAUCAGGGAGCAGUAGCCUCAAGUCCUUACUACCAGCAAGACUACGAUUUCAUACAUGACCCAGAACAAAUAAAUUCUCCAAGACUCCCACAGUCACGUGGUGCCCCAAACAGUUCAUCGAGUUUCAAUCCAGUGAAAAGAGAGAUUUUGUCACAGCCUGUUCAGAGCUCAGACAGGGGGAGUUACUCCAGCAGUAAUACUUACCAGCAGGUGCUCUCUAAGGAACAGCUUCAGGUUCACCUACCUCCUGCACCCAACAAAGAGAAGUUGCCUCCCUCCCCGCAGGAGUUGAUUCCUCCCAUCCGACAGAUGAAGGAGGAGAGAUCCAGCGAGAUGGGGGGCCCCAACCCUCUGUACGAAUACACUCGGGCACAAGAUCAACAAAUUGAAAUAAAGAUGGAACCCUUUGAACAACCAAAUAGCAGACGCAGUAACCCGAGCUCUCGUUCUACAGUUCCUGCCGACCCCGACCUUGAAGUGGGGUCAAUGGUAGAGGUCAUGUCAAACCCGCCACUUUAUGGGGUCAUUCGAUGGAUGGGGUACUUGCCAGACCAGAAAGAACCAGUCAAACCCAUAGCAGGACUAGAAAUGGAAGAGGAAAUAUCAGCUGGUACAGAUGGCAGUUUUGGAAAGCAUAGGUUCUUCUCAUGCCCGCCGAAAAAAGCUUUUUUCGUACCUCUAUAUAAAUGUCGUAAAGACAAGCGUUUUGUGGACAGUGCUCGCCGUAACAGUGGGGUCUCGAAUAACUUUGGGAGCAUGGAGACACCGGAUGUGAUGGGAAACAUUUCUCCACCAGAUUCUUUGAAUAUGAAACAAAUAGAACAGGAAGUGUGUGGUAAACAGAAAGGCAUUCAGGGUCAUCAUAACUCUUGUUAUCUGGAUGCGACACUGCUAGCUAUGUUUUAUUUUACUACUGUGUUUGAUGGAAUUUUAUACAGACCUAAACGCAUUGAUGACUUAUACGAGUAUGAUGAAGUGAAACAAGUGAUAAAAGAGGGCAUUGUUAAUCCACUACGAAGACAUAAUUAUGUUCGUGCUGACAAAGUCAUGAAAUUGCGCCACCUACUGGACAAACUAGGCAACAUUCCUGGAAUGAUGAGUGAAGAGAAAGAUCCGGAAGAAUUUUUGAAUUUACUUCUAAACCAAAUCACAAAAGCGGAUCCAUUUCUGCACAUACGAUCAGACAAUGGGGCCGGCAGCCAGCAUUCGUUUCUCUAUCAGCUGAUUAUGGAAAAGGAUGAACGACUCGUCCUUCCGACCACACAACAAUUAUUUGAACUGUCUUUCCUGCAGAUGAAGGUUAAACUAGAGGAGAGACCACCGUGUUUAAUUCUGCAGAUGCCAAGAUUUGGUAAAGAUUACAAAAUGUACCGUCGCAUUGUUCCCAGUCUAGAGUUGGACAUCACCGAUGUCUUACAGAACGCUCCUAGAGAGUGUAUCAUAUGUGGGGAUUUGGCGGCAUUUGAAUGCAAAGAAUGCUACAACCAGCAUGGAGCCGGGCUAAACACCAUCGCCUUCUGUGAAGGCUGCAAAGAUAUGAGUCACAAGCAUAAAGUGCGAAUAAAUCACAACUGGGAGUCCAUCGCCGUGCCCCAGGACUACCGAGUCAUACACAACGAACAGAAACAGAUUCAGAAACAGAAUCCUACCAUUCCUCGGGAGAAAAUGGAGCUGUUUGCUGUCGUCUGCAUCCAGACCAGCCAUUAUGUGUCUUUCGUUAAGUGUGGAAAGGGCAAGGAUGCCCAAUGGAUCUUCUUUGAUUCAAUGGCUGACAGAAUGGGUGAACAGAGUGGGUACAAUAUCCCCGAGGUCAAACUAUGUCCUGACUUAUCAAAAUGGUUGUCCGACGAUUAUCAGGAGGAGAUUAUGCGUAGAAGCGAAGACAAGGAGCUGCCGGAGCAUAUUCGUCGUUUGCUGUGUGAUGCUUACAUGUGCAUGUACCAAAGUCCAGAAGUUUCUAUGGUCCGAUGAAAGAUAAACACGUCUAGUAUAAAACAGGUGUUCUGCUGCAUUCAUAAGUUUCCCUUGUGUUCAACAUUAUGCAGAGGAAAUGAUUCUAUAAUGCAUCACCUAAAUACUGUGUGAAGGCUGUAACUCUUAUUUAUUGGCAUGCAUUUUUCUAGCUAGCAACUUGUGUGAACAAACUCAAUCUGCACCAAUUAUUUAUUGCUAGAAUGUGUGCUUGAACAGGAAAACUGUGUGUUCAUAUUUUGGAGAAAAACUUCAUCAAGUUGAUCAUUAGUUCCCACAUACUGUAUUCCAUGUGAUCUACCAAACCGCUGAAGACCUUUAAACAUCAAUCCAAUCUUUUUGUGGAAACACGUUUUAGUUUAGUUUUCCGUCCACCUAAUGUUUGUUUCAGAUCAAUCUUGGUAUUCUGAAUUUAUUUUCUGUGGGUUAUGUGAGUUGUUGGAUUUCCUUUGAAAAUUAAUGUACAUGUAUGAAUAAAAUAAGAAAUCUAAUCCUAAAA
Messenger RNA from Ostrea edulis (European flat oyster), 3635 nucleotides. Its product is annotated as ubiquitin carboxyl-terminal hydrolase CYLD-like. The transcript is spliced from 13 exons. Lineage: Eukaryota; Metazoa; Mollusca; Bivalvia; Ostreida; Ostreidae. Gene Ontology annotation, biological process: protein K63-linked deubiquitination. The coding region runs from base 257 to 3136 and encodes 959 amino acids. Gene Ontology annotation, molecular function: cysteine-type deubiquitinase activity; K63-linked deubiquitinase activity. The record is from RefSeq and is a predicted model, not a curated record. Gene Ontology annotation, cellular component: cytosol.